GACGCGAGUGUGUUUGCGAGUGCGGGAGUUUCAAGACGCGCGCGAAGCUGCGGACAGUCUGAUUGGAAGUGGAGCGAACUGGAAGGCAAACAAGACGACGCGUGUCGAGUGUUUGCAAUAGAAACAAAUUGUUUUCAAAUACGAACAGUGCUCUGCUGUGCUAUUUGUUUUGUGAAAUACAAUUGAUCGCGGUCACCACAUCAGCGUCACCUCUUUUGCAUGCCCGACAUCUCCGCGGAUGCGAAUUUCGGCUGGCGCGAUUUGAGCAACAGGUGGCGGACGACUGAUGGGCGGAUGAACGGGUGGAUAAACGGAUAAAUGGAUAAAUGGACAAAUGGAUCGUGUCGAUGGGCGGCGGGAUUUGGCGAAAUUUGGUGCUGAUAGACUGGCAUAGGCCCGGCAUUAUUAUUGGUGGCCAAAAGGGGUCAGGCGGUGUGCGCGUAAAGAAAUUGAAUUGACUUUGGUGGCCAGCAGCAACAGCACCAGCACCGGCGGCGGUCCGAAAUCGAAAUCUGUGUCGCAAAUGUGGCACUAAUAAAUUAUCGCACAUUCGCGCGCCGCACCGCGAGUGCUUCAUUAAUGCGGGAAUCGCGAAUGACGGAGAAUAUCUAGUUUUGCAGCGGCACUGCGUUUGUUUCAUUUUGCCAGGAACGUGACCAAAAUUACCAAGUGCCGCGUGGAUUCACUCGAUCUACCGAGCCAUAGGUCUGCAUAGACCAAACAAUUAGAUUUGGUAGCCACGCUUCGCGGAGCUGGGCGCAAACAAAAAAGAACGCCAACUCCGUGGCCUAUAAAUAUCGGUCUUCGGAAUUACUAAAUCCAAUUGCAGUCCAAUUAGCAGGCGAGCGCCAAUGAAGCGGCUGUGAAAUAGAAAUAAACAGGAAACGACUGACGGCAAAGGGAACUGGCCAAGACGAGGACGCAAUUAACCAGAACGGAACAAAACAAGGAAGAAGGGGAUUCGAAGAAGGAGGGAGCAAUGCAAACUCAACAAAAAUGUUGCAUCUCCUCGAAGGAUCAACAUCUGUCGCCAAGGACACUGUCACACAAAGGAGACCCCUCGUCAGUUGCAUGAAAUAAUUUCGUUUAAAUUAAGCGCCCUCCUCACAAAAAAGGAGCAGCAUUUCACGCCAUUCCCGUCCCCGCGUAAUGUGUGCUCACCCCUGUCCUGCUCCAGCUGGAAUCUACCACUCAGGACUGCUGCAUCCACUGCUCCUGCUACUCCUCUUCCUGCUCGCUUUUAGCAACUUCCGGCCGACUCAUGGAGAGGUCUUCACGCUGGGUUACCUCACGGCCUCGCAACGGCGACCGGGAAACCUGGACUACAACCGACCCGGUCUCACCAUCUCCGGCGCCAUCUCGCUGGCGGUGGAGGAGGUGAAUGCCGGACGUCUCCGGGAUCGGGGUCAUUCCCUUCAGUUCGUCGUGGCCGAAACUUACGGCGAGGAGGUGGUCAGCAUCCGUCAAACGGCGGCACUGUGGACGCAGCAUGUGGCCGCCUACAUCGGCCCCCAGGAAACAUGCGUACACGAAGGUCGCAUGGCGGCCGCCUUUAACCUGCCCAUGAUAUCUUAUUACUGCACCCAUCGGGAUCCCUCGAACAAGGCUGAUUUUCCCACCUUUGCCAGGACACGCCCACCGGACACCCAGAUCUCCAAGUCCGUAGUGGCCCUUCUGCUGGCCUUUAAUUGGACGCAGGUGAGCUUCCUCUACUUGGACGACGCCAGUGGUCAGUAUCAGCCCGUGGCGGAGACCAUCCUGAGCACACUGACUGAUGCCGGAGUCACUAUCCGGGAUAUUCGCACUUGGAAUACCAUCUACCAUCACGGGUUUAUGGACAAUCCUUUCGAGGCGCUGGUGGAGCAGACCUAUGCCAAUACAAGGAUCUACCUCAUUUUGGGUCACUACUAUGAGCAUGUCGGGCUGAUGGUUAGUCUCCAGAGAAGAGGAAUUCUGUCGAAGGGCGACUACUUCGUAGUGGGCAUAGACAUCGAACAGUAUGAUCCAGCCAAGCCUGAAAAGUAUUUGCGAGGACUCCUGCUGGAGGAUGUGGAGCCAUUGGCCGUGCAGGCCUUUCAGUCCUAUCUGGGCAUUGUGCCCACGGCUUCCGUCUCCUUCGCCACUUUUGCCAAUGAGGUCAACAAAUACAUGGAGCGACCGCCAUUCAAUUUCCCCAAUCCGCUGGGUCCCUUCGGCGGCGUAAAGCAGAUAAGCGCCGAGGCUGCCUAUCUCUACGAUGCCGUGCAUCUCUACGCGAAGGCCUUGAUGGAAGUCCUGGACUCGGGCGGAAGACCCAGGAACGGCAGCGCCAUUGUGGCGGCCAUCAAGGGUUCGCGAUAUCGCAGCGCCAUGGGCUAUCACGUCUAUAUCGAUGAGAACGGCGAUGCAGCUGGAAAUUAUACAGUAUUAGCGAGGGGAUCCGUGCGGAAUGGUCGCAAUCAGACUGUGCUGGGUCUGCGACCCGUGGGCACCUUUAUCCACCGGAACAGCAGCUUCAGCAGCAUCAGCAAGGCGUUGCCCCACCAGGAUCUCAAACUGUUCAGCCCCAUCGACUGGGUGGGUGGCACGCGACCAGCAGCUGCUCCACGUUGCGGAUUUGGUGGCGAGAAGUGCGUCAAUUAUACUGGCGAAAUUUCAGCGGCCAUUGCGGGCGGUGCCCUUUUGCUGCUCAGCUUGGUCUCGCUGGUCCUCUAUCGUAACUGGCGAUACGAGCAGGAACUGGACAGUCUGCUCUGGAAGAUAGACUUCCGCGAGGUGCAGAUCCAUGAGAACGAACGCGAACAGCAAAGUCAGAAGCAGACGCGCCACUUGCUAAAUCACUUGCCGCGUCGUCUUCCUCCGCAGUCCACCCAUCCGCUGAUCCGCACCAGCCAAGUGAGCCUGAGCUCCAAUCCGGACGCCGACUUCCGCUACACGACAAUCUUUACGCCCAUCGGACUGUACAAAGGUCAGCUUUAUGCUAUCAAGAAGGUGCGAAAGAAGAGCGUGGACAUCACCCGCGAAAUGAAGAAGGAGCUCAAGCUGCUGCGGGAUGCCCGUCACGAUAAUAUUUGCGCCUUCAUAGGCGCCUGCACGGAUCCGCCAAACAUCUGCAUCAUCAGCGAGUACUGCACCCGAGGCAGCCUUAAGGACAUUCUGGAGAACGAGGACGUCAAGCUGGACAACAUGUUCAUUGCCUCCAUGGUGGCAGACAUUAUACGCGGCGUCAUCUAUUUGCACGACUCGCCCAUUCGUUUCCAUGGCGCUCUGUGCACUUCCAACUGCCUGGUGGACUCCCGAUGGGUGGUCAAGCUAACGGACUUUGGCCUCUUUGCCUUCAAACAGGGGAUCGAAGACAGCACCACGGAUAUGCAGCAUAUGUCGGCCAAGUGUCUGAAGCUUCUUUAUCGAGCUCCUGAGCUGCUGCGACAGGGUCCAUCCUCGCUGGUCAUGGGCACACAACGCGGGGAUGCCUAUUCCUUUGGCAUCCUCCUGUACGAGAUGCACGUCCGUAGAGGACCCUUUGGCGAGACGGGUCUGACGCCCAUGCAGUGCCUGCAGAAGGUGCUUCAGCCCCAGGAUUACCUAAAUCCAUACAGACCCUCCUUGCAACCACUGGAAACCGCGUUCGACUGCGUCAGCGAGUGCCUGAGGGAAUGCUGGGCGGAGAGGCCGGAGGAUCGACCAGAUUUCAAAACCAUCCGCACCAAACUAAGACCUCUGCGGAAGGGAAUGAGGCCCAACAUUUUCGACAACAUGAUGGCCAUGAUGGAGAAGUACGCCAACAAUUUGGAGGCUCUAGUAGACGAUCGCACGGAUCAACUGCAGGAGGAAAAAAAGAAGACCGACGCACUGCUGCACGAGAUGCUGCCGCGCUGCGUGGCUGACCAGCUGAAGAAGGGUCACAAGGUGGACCCCGAACACUACGAGCAGGUCAGCAUCUACUUCAGCGACAUCGUGGGCUUCACAGCGAUGUCCGCCGAGUGCACCCCUUUGCAGGUGGUAGAUUUCCUCAACGAUCUGUACACCUGCUUCGACUCAAUUAUUGGGCACUAUGAUGUUUAUAAAGUUGAAACUAUCGGAGAUGCUUACAUGGUGGUCUCUGGACUACCGCUGCGCAAUGGUGACUUGCAUGCAGCGGAAAUAGCCACCAUGUCGUUGCACCUACUCAGUGCCGUAUCAGAGUUUAAGAUCCGUCACCGGCCCACAAACCGCCUGCUCCUGCGGAUUGGCAUACACUCGGGUCCCGUUUGUGCGGGUGUUGUUGGUCUGAAGAUGCCACGUUACUGUCUCUUCGGAGAUACUGUCAAUACCGCUUCCCGCAUGGAGUCCAGUGGUGUUCCGCUGAAGAUCCAUUGCAGCUGGCAGUGCCGCCAAUUGCUAGAGAGGCUGGGUGGCUAUCACUUCGCGGAGCGUGGCGUCAUCUCCAUGAAGGGAAAAGGUGAUCAGCGCACCUACUGGCUGCUGGGAGAAGAUGAGGAGGCACGCACUCGUCGAACCUAUGAGAGAUCUCAGAGACGCGGAUCCAGGGCACUCAACAAGUUCAUCCAGGGCACCAUAAAGCAGGCCCAGGAACAGGCCAACGAGUACGGCAUACGCUCCUCCCUUAAACAGAAGAAUCUGCCCAGAAACUCGCUGACCCGCUCUUCCAGUCUGGAGUCGCCCAAGAAGCUGCGGUUCGCUGCUGGUAGCCUCCUGGAGCAUCAUCGCUAUCACAGUGACGAGGCGCUGCUGGAGGUGGACUCCUACACGGGCUUGCGCCGUUCCUCGGGAGGAUCCACACAGUCGCGCUAUGAGGAGACGACCCUGUCGCUGACUCUGUCCUGCCAAAGUAUAGAGAUCGUAGGUGGGCAACAUGGUAAAAGGAGACCCUCUUCAUAUCCCACUGCCAACACGCCGCUGCUGAUGAACCACGUGGAGGUUUAGGGCAGUGUCCUAGUACUUAUUUAACCCAGAUACAGGGAACUUAGUGGAAUUUGUGUUCAGUAUGUUUAGCCAAGUAUUUGUAUUGCUUUUAGUGUCGUAUGCAGAUGGAUAAUCCUUGGAGUCUGUCAUAUAAUUGUGGUAACUGUAGCAUCAGCAUAUUGUGAGAGUGAUUAUAAAUCUAGUCGUUGUUUAAACACAUUCAUGCGCUAACCUAAAUCAAUUUAAAAUAGUCAAUAACCUAAAGUAAAUUAUAUGAAUAAAGAGCAACAAAAUAAA
Drosophila yakuba is the source of this 5181-nucleotide messenger RNA. RefSeq names its product speract receptor. The transcript is spliced from 16 exons. NCBI's taxonomy places the organism in Eukaryota, Metazoa, Arthropoda, Insecta, Diptera, Drosophilidae. The coding region runs from base 1150 to 4905 and encodes 1251 amino acids. Gene Ontology annotation, molecular function: peptide receptor activity; protein kinase activity; ATP binding. The record is from RefSeq and is a predicted model, not a curated record. Gene Ontology annotation, biological process: protein phosphorylation; cGMP biosynthetic process; receptor guanylyl cyclase signaling pathway.